CACUGCUUAAUUCGAAACAAACACACUGACAAAAGAAAAUGCCUUCGCCAAAAACGAAAGAUAAUAAAGACAACAGCGUGGUGGGAAGCAUUGAUUCCGAGCGGGAAAAUGAGGACCUGGCCCUGCUGAAACUGGUUCUCAGGAAGCUGAAUGUCAAUGAUCAGACGCUGCUCCAUCGCCAUGUUGGCCAAAUUCCGGAUGCCCUUCAUAUGCUGUGGAAGCUGCAACAUCCACGACUGAACUUCGAGUUUAUGCAACGGAAGCUGCGUAGAUCCGAUCUGGAGUUGUUUCUACAGGAAAUGAUCAAGGAUAUGCCCAGCAUUAGAUUCCGCAGUGAGCACUUGCAGGAAGAACUGAACAUCCUGGAAAGGGCUAAUAUUGGACGUCUGCUCCACGUGAAGUGUUGUGCUAUUACCUGGGAUAGUUCGCCGAGCAACAGGAAUACCAAAUUCCCUCAUUGGCCAUUCCUCGCGCUACCACGACUGAUGAGCCACCUGACUGAGCUUGAUAUAUACUGCCCGGUCCAGGACUGCUUUAUUGACCAGUUUGGCAAAUUGGAAGCCCUGAAGAUCGUAGAAGAGAUUUCUGCACCGGCUAUGGAGGCCAUUUACUUGAGUGGCGCACCAUUGAAGUGCUUGGAUCUUCCGGGCGCUCAUACAUAUCCCAUACGGGGCAUCUCACACUGCAAACAUCUGAACAAUCUAUUGGUACACCUUAACACUUUUUUAACCGGUCACAAUGAGAUUAUUCAACUGCCACAACUUGCGGAGCUGAGAAUCACCCAGAUCCGGGAAAGCAAGGACACAGCAAAAGCUCUAUCCUAUGUGGUGCAAGAAAAAGGCAAUGAACUCGUGGACAUUCAAAUUGAUUGCAGCUUUGCAGAUCAUGCGAAUUGCCUAAGUGAGUUGGCGCUAAAUCGCUGUAUGAAUCUGACUCAACUGAAGCUGUCCAAUUGCGUAUUCGAGUAUCAGGACAUGGCACAGUUGUGCCUGCCCGUUUCCAUAACCUGUGCUCAGUUCUCCAACUGCCCAGAUCUCACUGACGAACAGCUCUUGGACUUUAUCAAGGCUAAUACCAAACUGGAAGAGCUUAUCGUGGAUCAGUGCCCAGAACUGACGGAAAAUCUACUCCAUGGUGUUCUUAAAGUUCGCAGCAGUGGCAAUAAACAGGUGCGCUUGUUACUCAGAAUCGGGAAAAGUCCUAAUCUUUGGGAUUUAUAUCAACAGAACUUGACUUAUUGGGCACGAAAGGAAUCUAUUCUCAAAAUGGAAAACGUGGAAAGCCAUGACUUGGAUGAUAUUGUGAUGCACUUCGAAAUAUCUAAGGAUAUUCCUGAAAAUUAAUAACGUACUACAUAAAUGUAUGGUUUUUAAGAGCUCUUUUACAAGUCUAAUAAACAAUUCUACU
This is a messenger RNA of Drosophila erecta, 1407 nucleotides long. RefSeq lists its product as uncharacterized. The record is from RefSeq and is a predicted model, not a curated record. Lineage: Eukaryota; Metazoa; Arthropoda; Insecta; Diptera; Drosophilidae. The coding region runs from base 39 to 1343 and encodes 434 amino acids. The transcript has 2 exons.